Molecule: messenger RNA, 1296 nt
Organism: Sinocyclocheilus grahami
Lineage: Eukaryota; Metazoa; Chordata; Actinopteri; Cypriniformes; Cyprinidae
Gene: tbcc
Product: tubulin folding cofactor C
Exons: 1
Coding region: 124-1164 (346 amino acids)
Biological process (GO): tubulin complex assembly; post-chaperonin tubulin folding pathway
Cellular component (GO): cytoplasm
Molecular function (GO): tubulin binding
Source: RefSeq, a predicted model, not a curated record
AUUGUGAACGUGACCAUUUAAUGCGCCAAUAGAACGCCGCAUUACUAACGGUACUGAUUCUUAGUCCAAUCAUUGAGAAGCACACUUUGACGUGCGUUCACCACGCCUGUUUUGAGAAACAACAUGGCGGCACUGGGAGUGGAAGUUAAUGUGAGGAAUGAUGAUGGAGAAACAAAUACAGCUGUCAAAGUUCCCGAACGUGUGUUACUAAGGGAUCAGGCGAGGCUGGAGGAGGCAGAGCGCCGGAGAAACGUCAAGGAGAGCCAGACCGUGACGGAAGAAAAGAGCGAUUUCUUCACGUCCACCUUUAAAGCUGAGAAGACAGCAGUCGAGGAGAUGCUUUCCAGCUGUAACGAUAAUGAUAAUGGCAAAGCCGCAAAAACACUGGAAGAGGCCACUUUGAAAAUUCAACAGCUCCUGAAGUCUCUCAAUGACAGCAUGAUGUUUCUAACCCAGUAUGAAAUAAGACAGGCGCAAGCAUCCCUGCAGAAUCUCCAGAGCGCUCUUGCUGAGAAAAGAGAUGAGGUGUUGCCUAAAAAGAAAUUCGCCUUUAGAUCCAGGAACACUGGAGCAAGUAAGCAGCCUGCACCGAUUCAACAAACAUCUGAUGCGGCUGGUACUGUAGUGGUGGAUGCUGCUGUCUCUGUAGACCAGUGUGGAUUCUCUAAUGCCGACAAUCAAGUCUUAAUCAAGCAAGCUGAAGAGAUCCAGCAACGAGAUGUUCUGUUAUCUCAUCUGACAAACUGUAAAGUCAGGCUUUAUGGCUGUCCGAGCACUGUGCACAUCAAGAACGUCCGCGGCUGCGAGAUCCUCUGCGGGCCAGUGUCCAGCUCUGUUUUUGUAGACCAGUGCACUGACAGCACUUUAGUAUUCCCCUGUCAGCAGCUGCGCACCCAUAACACCACUGCCACUCAGAUAUAUCUGCAUGUGACCAGCCGGGCAAUUAUAGAGGACUGUCAUGGGGUCCGGUUUGCCCCAUUCACAUGGACUUAUCCAGGGAUUCAUGAUCAUUUCAAAGUGGCUGGACUUGAUCCAAACAGGAAUAAUUGGACAGAGGUGGAUGAUUUCAAUUGGCUUGCUGCUGGCACACCCUCACCCAACUGGACUGUCAUUCCUGAGACUGAGAGAAUAUGUAGUUGGGAUAUUGUGGAACAAGCAUCCUAACAGUAAUGAUCUGAUUGCAUUAUUGUGUGCUCAGUCAAUAUGACGCUAAAAUUGAGAUCCCAUAAACAUAGAAGGUUCUAGAAUUCCUACUGGCAAAUUAAUUGAUUUGAUUAAUAAUUAAUAAUAAAUAGA